UUGUUUGUUUUGGUUUUACCCAACUAGUGUGUACAUACAGUUUAAGCACAUUGCUAAGCAGCAACUGCAUUUGUAUUUUUUUAUUAUUAAUGGAUUUAAGGUUUAAUAAUCUUUAACUAUGGACCAUGAUGACAUAACACUACCUGCAGAUACAUUAGCUAUACUGAAUGAGUUCCUAGCAGAACGUACACAACGCGAACAUGAUGAGGAGCAGCGCAUGAUAAACAAAACCGGAAAGGAUGCACAUUUCGAGGAGGAUUGGCAACUUAGUCAAUUUUGGUACAGUGGGAAAACAAAAAGUGCUAUCGGCGCUGCAGUAGCUAAAAUUGUUAAGGAACACAAUAUGCCGGACUUUCGAAUAGCUUUAUUAUCCUGUCCAUCGCUUUAUGCUACUAUAAAGGAUAUUCAUGCACAAGUUAACAUCUUUGAGUACGAUCAACGGUUCGCUGCCUAUGGCACUGAUUUUGUACAUUAUGAUUUCAAUGAAGUUAGCGCAGAUUACUUAGUCGAUCAUCACAAAUGCUACGAUUUAAUCAUUGCUGAUCCACCGUUUCUAUCCGAGGAGUGCAUGACUAAGAUGUCGCAGAUUAUACUUAAUUUACUGCGUAACAGCGCAUCCAAAUUGGUCUUCUGUUCCGGUGAAGUGGUUGAGCCUUGGCUGCUGGCUUGUUUGCCUCUGCACAAGUGUGAAUUUCGACCGGAGCAUGAACGAAAUUUGGGCAAUGAAUUUGUUAGUUAUGCUAACUUUAAUUUUGACCAUUAUAUUGUAAAUAAAUAACACAUGCUUGAUCAU
This is a messenger RNA of Drosophila hydei, 793 nucleotides long. Its product is annotated as protein-lysine N-methyltransferase CG9154. The coding region runs from base 119 to 778 and encodes 219 amino acids. Gene Ontology annotation, biological process: methylation. Gene Ontology annotation, molecular function: protein-lysine N-methyltransferase activity; nucleic acid binding. The transcript has 3 exons. The record is from RefSeq and is a predicted model, not a curated record. Lineage: Eukaryota; Metazoa; Arthropoda; Insecta; Diptera; Drosophilidae.